CAGCCCUCCAGCCCGCCUUCCCGCCGCAGGCAGCGACCCUCCGAGCUGAACCCCAUGGCCCGCGCCGCGAACCCCGCCGCCGCCCGGCUCCUCCGCGCCGCGCUACUGCUCCUGGUCCUGGUGGCCGCCGGCCGGCGCGCAGCAGGGGCGCCUGUGGUCACCGAACUGCGCUGCCGGUGCCUGCAGACCGUGCAGGGGAUUCACUUCAAGAACAUCCAGAGCGUGAAGGUGACGCCCCCGGGACCCCACUGCGGCCAAACGGAAGUCGUAGCCACUCUCAAGGCUGGUCAGGAAGUUUGUCUCAACCCUGAAGCUCCCAUGGUUAAAAAAAUCAUCAACAAGAUGCUAAACAAGGACAGUGCCAACUGAUCUAGAGAGCUGGAGAGAGCUUACUGGCUACUACUGCAGCCUUAGUGGAAUCAAAGUGAAAGAAGAAAAACAAAUAGCUCCUGGGGCCACCUGGACUGCGUCUAAUGUUUUUGCCUGUUUCUUAUGAGAGUUCUUCUAUUUAUUUACAUAUGUAUUUAUUUAUUUAUCUAUUUUUCAAAGCCUGUAUAUUACUGUUCUAUCUAAAAGGUAUGAAUGUGUUUGGCAAUUCUCUGUACUGUUAUUUUAAAAGGUCAUUUUUACAUUAAAUCAAAGUUAAUUCAGUGCUGACUAUUAUUUAUUUGAAGGUGAUGUGUUUUAAAUGUUUUUCAUUCAUAAAACUAUUGUGGUUUAUUUUUGGCCGGAUACCACACUGUACCAUCCAUGGUGAUAAAAGCUGGAGACAGUAGCGGGGGAUCCAAAUAAAUAGAUCACUGUUAAGGUAGGGGAAUGAAUGUGUACAUUUACUUUGUGCACUGAUGAGAAGAUGGUCAGUUGCUGACGAUCUAUUUACGGAAAUCAUUUCACCGUCAACAUUUCUGAUGCUGAAACUUUAAAAAUGACAAUGUUCUAAAUAUCCCUUGGACAUUUUAUGUCUUCCUUGUUAGGCAUAAUGCGUUGUUUCGUGUUAAUUAUGCAGUAUUUUUCUUUGUCUUGGAAUAGAGAAGUUUAAAUAUUUAUUAACGUAUUUUUAUAAAUAUCAUGAAAAUAAAGCC
This is a messenger RNA of Globicephala melas (long-finned pilot whale), 1082 nucleotides long. Its product is annotated as growth-regulated alpha protein-like. Lineage: Eukaryota; Metazoa; Chordata; Mammalia; Artiodactyla; Delphinidae. Gene Ontology annotation, biological process: chemotaxis; immune response; defense response. The record is from RefSeq and is a predicted model, not a curated record. Gene Ontology annotation, molecular function: chemokine activity. Gene Ontology annotation, cellular component: extracellular region.